This is a messenger RNA of Thyridium curvatum, 1137 nucleotides long. RefSeq lists its product as uncharacterized. Gene Ontology annotation, molecular function: nucleotide binding. The transcript has a single exon. Lineage: Eukaryota; Fungi; Ascomycota; Sordariomycetes; Thyridiales; Thyridiaceae. The coding region runs from base 1 to 1137 and encodes 378 amino acids. The record is from RefSeq and is a predicted model, not a curated record.
AUGGUUUCUUCAUCACCCGUCACGAUAGCCAUCAUAGGCUUUUCUGGUGGCAUUGGCAAAAGACAUACCUCCGUUGCCCUCGCCAACCCAGAAGUGAAGCUGGUCGCGCUGGUCGACCCCUCUCCGGCCGCCGGUCCGAUUGCGGAGUCGCACUCUGUCCCUUAUUUCCGGUCCGUCCGGGAGCUCCUCUCUUCCACCACAGUGGCAAAGCCAAUGGGUGCCAUUGUCUGCACGCCGAAUCACACCCACGUCCCCGUGGCCAAGGAGCUUGCCACUGCCGGGAUCCAUCUCCUCAUCGAGAAGCCCGUGAGCAUUUCCGGCGCUGAAGGACAGGAGCUGCUGCAAUGCCUGAAGGAGAACGGCGUCCGGGCGCUAGUGGGGCACCAGCGCAGGUUCAACGAACAUGUGGUCGCAGCGAAGAGGGUCAUCGACGAAGGGAGGCUGGGGGAUGUCACUGCUGUGUCGGCCUUGUGGACAUUGUACAAAUCGCUGGCGUACUUCAACGGCGGACCGAACAUCUCCUGGAGGAGUAGCCGCAAGAAUGGAGGCGGCGUCGUGCUGAUGAACUUGAUCCACGAGAUUGACAUGCUGCAGUACUUUCUCGGGCCCAUCACCAGGGUGCACGCAGAGAAGACUAUUUCGCGGAGGACAACGGUCGAUGUGGGUGUCGAGGAGGACGAUCGUGCCGAGGAGGGUGCUGCGCUCACGCUGCGCUUCAAAUCUGGAGUCGUUGGGACCUUUCUGGUUUCUGACUGCGUCGUGAGCCCUCAUAACUACGAAGUGAGUGUCGGAGAUAACCCUCACACACUCUCGAAUCUCAAAGAUGAGAAGAUCGAUGUCUACCGCAUCUUCGGGACAGAUGCCUCGUUGAGCGUGCCAGACAUGGUCCUAUGGUCGCAUGUCCCCGGUGCCGGGAAGGGGAGGCAGGUUCCGUUACAGAAGGAAACUAUUCCUGUGGGAAAUGAUCUGAGGGACUCAUUCACUCGCCAGCUGGAGCACUUCGUCCACGUCAUUCGUGGGGAGGCUGAGUCUAACUGUCCCCCAGAGGAAGGACUGAGGGCUGCUCUUGUGUGCGAAACGAUAAUACGGGCAUUGGAUAGCCCGAGUGGUACUUUAGAUGUACCGGAUAUCUCAUAG